AUGGAGUUUGUCAGGACGCUCUCCACUGUGGAUGUGGAAAAGUUACUGAAGAGUUUGGGGGAUUGUCCAGAUUUCCUCAGCUUCCUUAGAAAGAAGCCUUUUUUUAGCCUUCUUGAUGAUCUGCAGUGUGUCAUGGGUCCAGGUGAGAUGCUGUCACAGGGCAAGAGGCAGGCUACACCCUGUACAGGUGGAAGGGAUGAGCCCUCCAGCUAUAUAUGUACCACCUGUAAGCAGCCCUUUCCCAGCGCCUGGUUCCUGCUACAGCAUGCCCAGAAUACCCAUGGCAUUCGCAUUUACCUUGAGUCCAGCCCCUCCAGCACAGCCCUCACACCUCGUCUCACUAUGCCUCCACCCAUGGGCAAUGACUCCAUUCCACAGUCCCCCCUCACCAACUUUUUAGGGGACAACAACCCUUUCCACCUACUGAGGAUGACAGGACCUCUGCUCCGUGAACCUCCCCCAGGCUUUGUAGAGAACCGCCUCCCCAGCACACCGCCGUUUGUCAGUCCACCUCCCCGCCACCACUUGGACCCCCAUCGCCUGGAACGCCUUAGCGCCGAGGAAAUGGGCCUCAUCUCCCAGCACCCCAGUGCCUUUGAAAGGGUGAUGCGGCUAACACCUAUGGCUAUGGAGUCCCAGUCUAUGGACUUCUCCAGGCGGUUACGAGAGUUAGCAGGGAACACUAACAGCACCACGCCACCAUUAUCACCCAACAGGCCUAACCCUAUGCAUCGACUACUAAACCCCAAUCCCUUCCAACCUGGGCCAAAGUCGCCCUUUCUGAGCACCCCUCCCUUGCCGCCGAUGCCCCCAAACAGCACCACCCCUCCCCAGACACAGAACAAGAUCAAGUCCUGUGAGUUCUGUGGUAAGACCUUCAAGUUUCAGAGCAACUUGGUGGUGCAUCGGCGCAGCCAUACUGGAGAAAAACCAUACAAGUGCCAGUUGUGUGACCACGCUUGCUCUCAGGCAAGCAAGUUGAAGCGCCACAUGAAGACCCACAUGCACAAGGCUGGAUCUCUGAUGGGGCGUUCGGAUGAUGGCCUGUCCACCACAAGCUCCCCAGAGCCAGGCACUAGUGACGUCACAGGUGAGGGAAUGAAGAAUCGUGAUGGUGAUUUCCAGGGGGAAGGUAAUGAGGAGGAAGAAGAGGAGGAAGAGGAAGAGGAACUAGAGAAUGAGAGUCGACCAGAAUCAAAUUUCAGCAUGGAGUCCGAGUUCUACCGGAACAGGGAGAAUGGUUCUAAACCUCCAUCAGAAGAGAAGUCAUCCCUUGGCCUUGAGAAGAUGGUGGAAAGUGGGGGCCUCAACUCUAUACAGCAGUACAAUAAUUUGAUAGUUGACAAUCGUAAAAGGAUGCCCUUCCCCAAGAGGGGCUCAGAUGGCCAGCGGGACACUGGAGAUGAGGAUUCAGUGGCUGGGGAAAUAGAUCACCACCAACAGGAAGAGAGGACAACCAUUAAUGGCCGGAACUGUGGCUCCGGUGAUUCUUUCUCAGGUCUGUUCCCCCGUAAGCCCACCCCCAUCACCAGCCCGACCCUGUCCAACUCCUCAAAUAAGAGGAUCAAGAUAGAAAAGGACUUGGACAUUCCCCCAGUACCCCACAUUCCUUCUGAGAACGUGUACUCACAGUGGUUGGUGGGCUAUGCUGCCUCACGCCACUUCAUCAAAGACCCUUUUCUAGGCUUCAGUGACUCCAGACAAUCGCCCUUCGCCACCUCAUCUGAGCACUCAUCAGAGAACGGCAGCCUGCGCUUCUCAACCCCUCCAGGUGACUUGCUGGACGGUGGCUUGUCUGGCCGCAGUGGCACUGCCAGCGGGGGCAGCACACCUCAUCUAAGUGGAGGCCCUGGUCCAGGUCGACCUAGCUCCAAAGAUGGCAGGAGGUGUGACACCUGCGAAUUCUGUGGUAAGGUAUUCAAGAACUGUAGCAACCUGACGGUGCACCGGCGUAGUCACACUGGUGAAAGGCCCUACAAGUGUGAGCUGUGCAACUAUGCCUGUGCCCAGAGCUCCAAGCUCACACGCCACAUGAAGACACAUGGCCAGCUUGGUAAAGAGGUCUAUCGCUGUGACAUUUGCCAAAUGCCCUUCAGUGUGUACAGCACCCUGGAGAAACAUAUGAAAAAGUGGCACGGAGAACAUUUGAUGACCAGUGAGGUCAAAAUUGAACAAACAGAGAGAGCCUAGAGCUAGUUCCCUGUUUCUAUACUCUGCGCCACACUUUGACUUCAAAAUAAUAAAAAGGGGUAGCUGGAUACUUUUUUAUAUGAUAUUA
Messenger RNA from Archocentrus centrarchus (flier cichlid), 2278 nucleotides. RefSeq names its product B-cell lymphoma/leukemia 11B-like. The coding region runs from base 1 to 2190 and encodes 729 amino acids. The record is from RefSeq and is a predicted model, not a curated record. Lineage: Eukaryota; Metazoa; Chordata; Actinopteri; Cichliformes; Cichlidae. Gene Ontology annotation, molecular function: RNA polymerase II cis-regulatory region sequence-specific DNA binding; DNA-binding transcription factor activity. Gene Ontology annotation, cellular component: nucleus. Gene Ontology annotation, biological process: positive regulation of transcription by RNA polymerase II. The transcript has 3 exons.